Messenger RNA from Prunus mume (Japanese apricot), 1314 nucleotides. NCBI's taxonomy places the organism in Eukaryota, Viridiplantae, Streptophyta, Magnoliopsida, Rosales, Rosaceae. The record is from RefSeq and is a predicted model, not a curated record.
CAUCAUGGAUGCAAAGUCAAUUGUAUUUGAAUGAAUGAAAACCUCUGUCCAAGUUGAUUUCCAUCCAAUUGUUGCUCAAUUUUCUUUUUCAAAAUUGUACUCUCGUUAUGACUUUCUCUAAUUUGAAUUAUUCUAUGUGUAGAUAGAUGGGGGGAUAUCAAUUGAUAGGCACUUCACAGAAGCUUUGAUUGAGACAUCACCAGCCUUCAUUUGCACUACCUUUUCAAAGCUCCGUCAAUGGCAUACUUCAACCUCUCUUUCCUCGCCCUUCUCCUCCUCCUCCUGCCCCCACUCGCUCUCCUUCUCAUCCUCUACCUCAUAGUCCGGCCCCGCCCUGUCAAGAUCCCAAUCAAGAACCGCCACGUGUUCAUCACCGGAGGUUCCAGCGGAAUCGGGCUGGCAUUGGCCCAUCACGCCGCCUCCGAGGGUGCCCGAGUCUCCAUCCUCGCCCGCUCCAUCGACAAGCUCGAGGAAGCAAAGAACUACAUCCAACUCUCCACAGGCAUUGACGUGUCGAUCUUCUCUGCUGACGUUCGUGACUACGAUGCGGUAUCAAAAGCGGUGGAGGAGGCAGGCCCCAUUGAUGUGCUGAUUGUCAACCAAGGGGUCUUCGUCCCUGAAGAACUCGAGAAGCAGGGAUUGGAUGAGGUGAAGUUCAUGGUGGACGUAAAUCUGAUUGGCAGCUUCAACAUGAUCAAAGCUGCUUUGCCCAAAAUGAAGAAAGGAGAUGGUAUGCCCCGUUCGAUUGCUCUCAUGUCUUCCCAAGCUGGUCAAGUUGGUAUCUACGGCUACACAGCUUACUCUGCGAGCAAGUUUGGGCUUCGUGGGUUGGCCGAAGCUCUGCAACAAGAGGUGAUAUCUCAUGAUAUUCAUGUUUCUCUUAUAUUCCCUCCGGACACAGACACCCCUGGUCUCACUGAAGAGACGAAAAAACGGCCGCAACUGACUAGCAUUAUAGCAGAGUCGUCAGGGGUGAUGAAAGCUGAAGAAGUAGCAAAGAAGGCUUUUGGGGGGAUCAAGUCUGCUGCUUUUAUUGUGCCUUGUAACCUUGAAGGGGCGUUGCUGUCUAUUGCCACUGCUGGGAUGUCUCCUCAGAGAUCGUUUGUUAUGGCAUUUGUUGAAGUGGUUGCUGCUGGUUUGGUUCGUCUUGUUGCUCUGUUUUUCCAGUGGAAUUGGUAUAAUGGUAUACACACGUGGCAUGCACAGAACAAAAUCGACGAUUUGAUGGAACAGAGAACUGAGAUUCAUGUAGCUGACCUCAAAUGGUUGGGAACUUGGGACUUGUCACUGUUAGAUGGCAGGAGAUCAAAGUGA